Dictyostelium purpureum is the source of this 663-nucleotide messenger RNA. RefSeq lists its product as uncharacterized. The record is from RefSeq and is a predicted model, not a curated record. Gene Ontology annotation, biological process: protein phosphorylation. Lineage: Eukaryota; Evosea; Eumycetozoa; Dictyosteliales; Dictyosteliaceae. Gene Ontology annotation, molecular function: ATP binding; protein serine/threonine kinase activity. The coding region runs from base 1 to 663 and encodes 220 amino acids. The transcript is spliced from 3 exons.
AUGAAAGAAUACAAUAAUAAAUAUUAUAAAGUUAAGAAACUAUCAUCGAAUUUAGAGAGAGUCGUUUAUUUAUAUGAAAAUAUUCAAGAAAAAAAACUAUAUAUUUGUAAAAGAAUUAAACUAUUUAAUUUAGAAACUUUAAAUGAUUCUGAAAUAGAACCCGAAAAGAAUUUCACCGAAUCAGUAAACCAAGAACUUAAAUUUUUAAAACAAUAUUCAAAUAAAGAAAAAUACCCACAUUUAAAUAUUAUUCAGUAUAUUGAAGAUUUUAUUACCAUAAAACCAAAUAAAGACUAUGACCAUUUAAGUAUCAUCACUGAAUAUUAUGAAAAUGGAGAUUUAUCAAAUUCCAAAGGAUUUCCUUUUUAUAAUAUUGUUUAUUUAUUGGUUAAGAUUCUAAUAAUUUUAGACCAGUUUAAAGAAGAUAAAUUUGUUCAUAGAGAUAUUAAACCAGAAAAUAUAUUUUAUAGAACACUUAAUGGCCCCAAUAGAAUUACAGGAGAACCGGAAUAUGAGUUUUAUUUAGGUGAUUUGGGAUCCUCAAGAAUUAUUUUGGGUUUAACUCAAGAUGGUCGUUAUACUCAAGCAGGAACUAAUGAAUUUAUAGCACCUGAAGUAAUCGAGGGAUAUAUAACUCCAUGUAGAUAUUACAGUUUAGUGUAA